GUUGUCGCCUACUGCCGCAUCCGCUUGACGUGGUCGCUUGCCUGUCCUCCGCCGCCUGCCUGCACCGCCGCCGCCAAUCCACCCCCCUCCAAUUCUCCAAGCCUCCCUCCCUGCCGGGCCCUCCGUCCCUCCCCACCGGUGUCCAGGCGUUUCAAUGCUACUGGAAGAAGCUCGCCUGCAUAUGAUUUGAUCGCCCUCGGCGUGCAUUUGCUGUUGUGCAUGGAGGAGCUGGUCUCCCCAACGCCCGCUUGAGCGAUAGCUAGUAUACUGCGCAGUCGUCCUCGGCUGGGGGAGAUGUACACCUCGCCAGGGCUCUUCCUUCGCAUGGUUCUCUAGUCAGACCGGGCUAUCCUUGAACCUUGACCAUGUCUUCCUCCUCUCCAGACCUCACAGAUCCUCAUCGCGAUGACGAACACGCCCACCUCUCCCAUGCCGCCAGCUACAACCACCUUCCCGAUCUGGCAGCCGAGGCAGGCCGUCCGGGCCUGCGGAGGACAUUCUCGGAUCUGACACACCCCAUCAAGGCGGAGUCGCCGUCAAAGGAGGAUGUGGCUGCGGGAAAGGACAUCUUGCGACGGACCUCCCUUCGCUCCAAAAAUAAAUCGACCAUUGCGGUCUCUCGUUUCACCGUGUCCACCGAAGACCUGUCCGAUACAGCCCCCUCCGAGCCCCCAGCGCCCCCGACGAGCGUCCCGGAAACAAGGGCUCCCUCGCCCGUUGCCCGUCCCUCCAAGGCCCGUUCAAUGUCUGGCCGCCUCGUCAGCUUGGCCCGGAAACCCUGGGUAUCCAACUCUCCUCCGUCCGGGAAAGGCUCUCGGCUCCGUUCCUCGCGUGCAGAGGAACAAUCGUCCCUAAAUCCACCGAUCCCACCAUCCAGGAUUAGCGGUCAAACAGAGCUUGAGGCGGAAUCAGAACUGGCUGCUCCAGCCCGCCGGCGGACUCUCCUGAACAAACGGCCACGGCGCCCAAUGGUCGCGGUAGUGACCCAGAGUCGAGCAGAUAGCCCGAGCAGCAAUUCUUCGCCUCAAUCAUUGGUGGCCAAGAAUUCCCUGGAAAAGCUCGCCGCGUCGCUGAAUGUAUCAACACCGGUCCUUCCCCCGGUGCCCAAACCACCAACCCCCGCAAAUAUACCCGGCAGUAUGGACGUUCCGCGGAAGAAGGAUGAACUGUGGGGUGUCUUCCGGGGCCUUGAGGCUGACUUCCAGAAGUUUCAGACAAAGUCUAGUGCCCUAAAAGCUAAUGUCAUUCGCUCGGCACUACUGCCAUUCUUGAGCCGCAAUCAUUCACAUCAGUGCUAUAAAGAUUUGAGGCCAGAGGACCUAGACCGCCGCGUGAACAUCCUCAACAAAUGGUGGACAGGAUUGCUGGAGAUGCUCAACGGCAAGAACAACCAGUCCAUAUCCGGCACGGAUAGGCCAGUGUACUUGGAGGCGAUUGUUGGCAUCAUGACUCGCUCCGAAUGGAGGGUUCCUUUCCCGCUGCCGUCAUCCAGCGGCGGCUUCCCAAGGCCACUGAAACAUGCGUCGACUUCGAUAUCGGAGAGCUCGGAAGGCUCCUCGGGGUCUGACUUUCUCCUGGAGUCCAUUCAUCAUAACAUAAGGAACAUCUUCACGCAGAACUUACUGUCUCAGAUGUCUUUUGUCGUUGAGCGGAUGUCUAUGAGACAUGCACCGGCCAGCUUGGUCGCGUUCUGCGGGAAGGCCUGCGCAUAUGCCUUCUUCUUCUGUCCCGGUGUUGCCGAUAUCCUUGUGCGACUGUGGAACACGCCUCCCAGCGUCUUUCGACGAGUGCUUGCCCAGUCAAGCUCUGACAAGAGUAGUGGUACGCGCGCAUUGACCCAGGAGCUCGCCCAAAACUUCCCCACGGCCUUGCGGACACUAGCCUUCCACGCCCAUACCAGCCUGGUUCGGUACCUUCGUCAGAAGCCUGACGUUCCCCUCAGCACAGCUCAGAUUCCGUGGCAGAGUCCGUGGGUUACGCGGUGGAGUGGCCGGGAUACGGACCUUUUUUUCGUUUUCGUCAAGUACAUACAUGUUUUAUACGCGGAUGCGCUGCCACUCGAGCUCGAAAAGUCGAAGCGCAUCUUGGCGCCUGGCCUGCUGCCGAUUCAUUCGCAGCUUCUUGUUGUUCUAGAGGAUACCCUGUACAAACAGUCUAUGCCCCAAAUGUCGGAGACCAACCACACGGCGGCUGCGGUCACGUUUGAUGAUUUCAUUGAAGGCGCCGAUGCCGCGGUUUCGGCGCUCCCGUUGGGAGCUGCGAACAACCAUCGCCUGAUGGCGGAAAAUCGGUUGAUCAUCCUACUUCGAGAUUUCCUCUCCGAGUCCUCACUCGAGCCGAAUCACGCCAGGUUAUUCUAUGCCGAGUCCUUCUGUACCACCAUGAGAGCGGCUGCGGAAAGAACAUCGCUGUUCGAUCACAAUGCAUGCUUUCUUCUGUGUGACUUUGUGGAAGAGGUUCUUCCGAUCAUCACCCGUUACUCUCAGGCCCUGGGGACCGAUUUGUUCGAUUGGAAGUUCUGGCUCGAAGUUUGUCGUCAGAUGAUGCAAAGCCACAACUCCCUUACUGAAGUUCGGGUCUUCUCCUUCCUAUUCUGCGUCUGGGGCACUUGGACUAGCUCCGAAGAAAGAAAGGCAGAUCUCUGUUUGGGUUUUCUUUUAGACGAAACUCUCUUCUAUCAUUACUUCAGCCAUUGGAGUCCUAUGGUUCGUGCGUAUUUCCAUCGUCUUCUGUGCUGGAGGCUGGGGAGAUUUAGUGAUGACCCUGCGCCUCUUGACACGUCGAUUUACGAGACGCUCUGGAGCCGACUACAGCGCACCUGGGACUACUAUCUUGCUUUCCAGGCCAAGGCCGACGAUGAACUCACUGCGCCGCUAUCUUCGGCGCCGUGUACGCCAGCGCCAGGGCGGAGAAUCAUCAUCAUCCGCUGUGACAAUCAGCUGUCACCCUCGAGCUUUUUCGUGUCUUUUGACCGGGUCGUCCCUCCCGCCCCACAAGAGAAGGCUUCUGCAUUCUCGAGCAGUAGCACCAGUUCCUCGAAGACGGACACGCCGGAGGCCCCGCCCCCGCCCAAACGGAAAUGGAGCAUCCUGAAAGCCAUGUUCGGUAGCUCUUCUAGCGUGAAAUCCAGCGGAGAGGCGUCCUCUUCCAGCAGCUCCGAUGAGUCGGAUUCCGCUAGCUCUGAAACCAUUGCGGCAGCGGACAAAUCUCUCGACGGCCAUUUUCGGCCUCAGAAUGAAUCCGGGGAGCUCAGCCGGCCCCGGACCGCGCAUCAGCCCUACUCGUUCAAAUUCUCGCUGGAGUGGAUGGACCGGCCCCAGUGGCCUAGCAAGAACAAGCGUCUUUUUACGCCCUGUCUUCCCGUGGGCUCGCAGCUGCAUCUGCAGCUUCGGAAAUCGCUGGCGAGGCAGGACGAGUAUGAUACAGCGUCAGAGUACGUAUCAGCCGCCGAGGAAGAGGAAGACGAGGAUGCCGCGAGUAGCGACCUCCAAGGUACGCUCGAGUCGGACGAACAAGACGAAGCACCGACAGACAACACCACCGAGUCGGAAAAGCAGUCCAGCGGGCUUGAUAUCAAGCUCGUGAUUAAUGACAAAGUCGCCGCUAGCAAAUACGCAGGUCGCGCGCUUGCGGAGUGGGCGCAAAUCGUGUCCGAAUGCGACAGUUUCUUCGCCCGAAGACGCGACGAGGGUGUGCCCUGCGAUCGCCUGGUCGAAACACCGACGCUGGGCGUUGAGGGUUUCCGUAAGUAGGCAUCACCAGCAUACAGAGUCGAGGGCGAAACACGUAUACGCGAAUCCUACCAGCUCAGCUUGCCCUGGCGGCGAUAUCCUGCCGUACAGGGACUCACUCAAUCUUCCCCCACCACCUUACCUACCAUCCACCCCUGGUAGAU
This is a messenger RNA of Aspergillus heteromorphus CBS 117.55, 3895 nucleotides long. Its product is annotated as DUF1765-domain-containing protein. The coding region runs from base 366 to 3752 and encodes 1128 amino acids. NCBI's taxonomy places the organism in Eukaryota, Fungi, Ascomycota, Eurotiomycetes, Eurotiales, Aspergillaceae. The transcript is spliced from 2 exons. The record is from RefSeq and is a predicted model, not a curated record.